This is a messenger RNA of Habropoda laboriosa, 801 nucleotides long. RefSeq lists its product as uncharacterized. The transcript is spliced from 6 exons. Lineage: Eukaryota; Metazoa; Arthropoda; Insecta; Hymenoptera; Apidae. Bases 1 to 801 code for a protein of 266 amino acids. The record is from RefSeq and is a predicted model, not a curated record.
AUGGCGUUGACACCGACACGAUGUCGCGGCGGCGGCGGAGAGAAUCUUUCGGAGGACAUCACGAACGAGGACGAGAUGGCAAACGUCGGUAAUUUCGAGCCUCUGAGCGACUCCUGCGGCGAGAGCGACAUGGAGGGCCUCGAUCUCUCUCUGUUCGAGCCCCAGGUCGACACCGCUUCCUGGUGCGACUCCCGGAUUCACGCCGGCAUUCUUCAUAUCCUGGUCCAUUACUGCGAGGCCGAAUGCUGCGUUGGCGAAGCUGCCGGAGAGGCGUGCUGGGAACCUUGUUACUGCGUCCUCCUGCAGGAUGAACAGACCCUCACGGCUUACAGGAGCGAGGACAUGGCCCUGUUCGCCGGGACCGCCUGUAUGUUCAAGUCUCACAACAAGUUGGGGGAUGCGAUGUUCGUCGAGCUGCCACGUGUUCGAUUGGACGGCGGCGCACGUGCUUUUCGACAGCAUUGGGGUUACGAAUCGCGACCCUUAGCACCACCGCCACCAUUGAUCGAGGAAGAUGAAGCGGCGGUUGAACCGGAAACUGUCAGCCUGCGGGAAGCCAACACCGCGUCUCCGAUAGCGCCAUUGCUAAGAAGGGUUUCCACCCUUCCAAGAAGAGGGUUGCAACAGAGACACACUUUGGAUCCCGAAUUGUCCUCGUUAAGCGAACACGAUCCUAAUCGACUUUUCGUGGAGUGUGAGUUAAAGUCCUUGUCCUUGCCAAGGGGAUUUCCGCCAGAAAUAACGGUGAAGGAGGAUGACGAAGGUAAAGGCACGAGCAGCUGUGAUCAGCUGCAAACUUGA